Molecule: messenger RNA, 729 nt
Organism: Aegilops tauschii subsp. strangulata
Lineage: Eukaryota; Viridiplantae; Streptophyta; Magnoliopsida; Poales; Poaceae
Source: RefSeq, a predicted model, not a curated record
AUGGCUAUGAAUGUGUUCUGGGUCACCGGUGUCUCCACAAGAACGAUUGCUCCUGAACAGGAGAAGGCAUUUAGGGAGGCCACAAUUGUAUUUCUAGGUGCAGUUCUUAGCGUGAUCGGAGAUAAAUUGGUUGACGCAUAUUUACAUGUGCAUGUUGCCAAGGACUUGUGGGAGGCGCUCGAAUCUAAAUUCGGGGCCACCGAUGCUGGGAGCAAGAUGUAUAUUAUAGAGCAGUUCCACGAUUACAAGAUGGUUCAGAACCGCCCGGUAUUGGAGCGGGCUCAUGAGAUAAUAGGCACCGUUAAAGAGUUUGAGCUUCUUAAGUGCGAUUUAUCGGGCAAGUUUGUCUCGAGAAGUAUAAUCGCUAAGCUCCCUAAUUCGUGGAGAAACUUUGCUACCACUCUGAAACAUCAGAGGCGUGAAUUCUCAGUAGAGGAUGUCAUCAACCAUCUAAGUGUUGAGCAGAAGUCGAGGGCAAAGGACUCACACAGGAAAGGGGUCGAAGGAACUUCUCUUGCCAACAUGGUGAACCAGAGGAACUUCAACUCCCACAAGCCCAAGGGAAAGAACGGUGUCCAACACAAUACCGACUUUAAGAAGAAGGGUAAGAAGACCUUCAAGAACAAGAAGGAUGAGGGCUGCUUCACUUGUGGUUCAGUUGAACAUUGGGCCAACAAGUGCCCAAAAAGUAUAAGAAGCCAGGACAGGACUCAAAUUCUGUCAACAUGA